Messenger RNA from Geodia barretti, 1217 nucleotides. NCBI's taxonomy places the organism in Eukaryota, Metazoa, Porifera, Demospongiae, Tetractinellida, Geodiidae. The record is from the annotation of a GenBank genome assembly.
AUGCGCAUUAGUGGAGUCAAGAUGGCGGCGGGGGUUGGCGGAGCUGUCGAGUUGCUGAGCAAAGCCGUGGUUGUGAACGCCGCGGCCGGGAAGCACUCAGCCACCCUUCUCUUUCUUCACGGCCUUGGAGAUACGGGACAUGGGUGGGCUGAGCAACUGGCACAUAUUCGUCAUCCCUCGCUCAAAAUUGUCUGCCCAAAUGCGCCUGUUGCCCCGGUAACACUCAACGGGGGAUUCCGCAUGCCUUCCUGGUUUGACAUCUACUCACUAGAUAAGACAUCUAAGCAGGAUGAGGAAGGACUCCAGAAAGCUGCGAAAGAGAUUCACGAGAUUCUGGACGCCGAGUGCUCUGAGCCAGGGAUGUCUCCCGACAGAAUCAUUCUUGGAGGGUUCUCCCAGGGAGGCUGUCUGGCCAUAUUCUCAGCUCUCACAUAUCCCAAGAGACUGGCUGGAAUACUCGGUCUCAGUACCUACUUACCAAUCCACCAGAUCCUGGAGACGAAGAUGACGUCAGAGAAUAAGACUAUUCCUUUCCUCCAAUGUCACGGUGAUGCAGAUCCAAUGGUGGCUUACAAAUUUGGGAAGCUGAGCUCCGAACGCAUUACAUCAUUCAACCCUGACAACCAUCAAUUCCUGACAUACCGUGGUUUAGGCCACGCCUCCAAUGAGCAAGAAAUGGAAGAUGUAAAAAGAUGGUUGCUCAGUGUACUAUCUAUUGGAGGCAACCUUUGACCUCCAUAAACCACAGACUUACACUAGACUCCUGCAUUCACUAUCAUCACUAAAAAACCAAGGCCUACUAUUGCUAUCGUUACGCGUGCGGCUUUUGUCUUUAUGACAUGAUCAAAAUUUCUUAUUCAACUUAAAUAUACGUCGGAGGCGCCAUUUUCAACACAUAACAGGAGGAGCUAUUGGGGCGAAGUGAGGUGGUGUAUGGAGAGGGGCUGUGGGUCUGAUUGUGGCGGCGGCAGUAUGAGAGAUGAAGUCAGUCAAUAGCUGUGCACAUUUCCUCGGUCUCUCCAGAGAGAUGGCAUGGCCACACCUCUCCAGGACUUGGACCCGCGACCCGCGAACCAGGGAAUGGAGAAUGGACGCUCCCGACACGUCACACACCCUAUCGUGUUGUCCCCAGAGGAUGAAGAGUGGCAUGGUGAUGUUCUUGGCGAGUUGUCUCACCUCCCUGUCUCCUUCCUGCGUCUUCCGCAGGUCCUUCUGGA